Pollicipes pollicipes is the source of this 393-nucleotide messenger RNA. RefSeq names its product adult-specific cuticular protein ACP-20-like. Bases 40 to 393 code for a protein of 117 amino acids. Lineage: Eukaryota; Metazoa; Arthropoda; Thecostraca; Pollicipedomorpha; Pollicipedidae. The record is from RefSeq and is a predicted model, not a curated record. The transcript is spliced from 3 exons. Gene Ontology annotation, cellular component: extracellular matrix.
AACAGUCAGCAUUCACACCUAUCAAACCAGACCACCAACAUGAAGGUCCUGUUUGUGUUUGCCGUGGUGCUGGCCCUGGCCACCGCCAGCGAUCUCCGUCGCUACGGAGGAGAGCAGGAGGAGGAGGAGGACAGCGACCACACCCCCUACCAGUUCAGCUACUCUGUCGACGACGAAGACACCGUGUUCUCCCAGAGUGAGGAGGGCGACGACGAGGGAGACGUCACCGGAGAGUACUCUGUCAACCUGCCCGACGGCCGCGUCCAGACAGUCAGGUACUUCGGCGACAACGAUGACGGCUACACGGCCGAGGUCAGCUACGAGGGCGAGGCCCAGUACCCCGAGGACCAGUCGUACCAGGCCGAGGAACACUCGGAUGUAGCGAAGAGCUGA